AAUAAGGAAGUGUUUAUGUUUAACAUGUAGGACGGAUUAAAUGGGUGCUGGGCUGAUAAAUUCGGCUACUUGAACCAGUGUGGGAAACUUUUACAUGUAUGUGCUUUAUCUAAUUGUUGUCGUGUGAAAGCGAUAUUUAGCCCUAUUUUUUUUUUUUGUUGAAAGUUAAUUCGAUUACUGUCGAAUCGCGCAUAACAUAACAGUAUAACACUCACUGCAGGCCAGGCUUAGUUUUUUUUUUUCCCCUGCUUCAUAAUUUAUAUUGUUGCACCACUCAGUGAAAGAUGUCUGGUAGUUUUUACUUUGUCAUGGUUGGACACCAUGAUAAUCCGGUUUUUGAAAUGGAGUUCCUGCCCCCUGGUAAAUCAGAGUCUAAGGAUGACCACCGACACUUGAACCAGUUCAUCGCCCACGCAGCCCUCGACCUGGUGGACGAGAACAUGUGGCUGACCAACAACAUGUACCUGAAAACCGUGGACAAGUUCAACGAGUGGUUCGUCUCUGCCUUUGUCACAGCCGGGCAUAUGAGAUUUAUCAUGCUUCACGAUGUAAGGCAGGAAGAUGGAAUUAAAAACUUUUUUAAUGAUGUGUAUGAUUUGUACAUCAAGUUUGCAAUGAACCCCUUCUAUGAGCCGAACGCCCCGAUCCGCUCGACAGCUUUUGACAGGAAGGUGCAGUUUCUAGGCAAGAAGCAUCUCUUGAGCUGAGCGAGAGAACUGUGGCUUCUUGAAGAAUAGCAGGCCAGAGGACUGGCCCAACACAUGAAUAUAUGAUUGUUAACCCCUCACAUUUUUAGUAGAUUUUGUUCUGCAUGAUGUUCAUUUGCAUUCUGAAAACAUAUAGAAAAUAAUACCUGGCAAGUACUGUACAUAAACUGUUGACAUGUUCAUUAAUUUUUUUUUUUUUUCCCCCCCUGGGAGUUCCUUUGCUAAACUCUAUGGCAGGAGUGUUUAAA
Molecule: messenger RNA, 955 nt
Organism: Scleropages formosus (Asian bonytongue)
Lineage: Eukaryota; Metazoa; Chordata; Actinopteri; Osteoglossiformes; Osteoglossidae
Gene: trappc2
Product: trafficking protein particle complex subunit 2
Exons: 4
Coding region: 285-707 (140 amino acids)
Biological process (GO): endoplasmic reticulum to Golgi vesicle-mediated transport
Source: RefSeq, a predicted model, not a curated record